Molecule: messenger RNA, 960 nt
Organism: Ochotona princeps (American pika)
Lineage: Eukaryota; Metazoa; Chordata; Mammalia; Lagomorpha; Ochotonidae
Gene: BTG2
Product: BTG anti-proliferation factor 2
Exons: 2
Coding region: 177-809 (210 amino acids)
Biological process (GO): negative regulation of mitotic cell cycle; negative regulation of cell population proliferation
Cellular component (GO): nucleus; cytoplasm
Source: RefSeq, a predicted model, not a curated record
UCCCCUCCCUGGUCUCCCCUCCACCCCCUCUCCGCCCGCCCGCAGCUCGGGAGCCGCUGCAGGUUCCCAGCACUGACGUCAGCAGGCGAUGACCUCAGCGCUGAGGAGGUGGCGGGGGCGGAGGAGGGGUGAGGCGUGUCCACGGCGACCCCACCGGCGUCCCCUGUCCUUCGCCAAUGGGCACCGCCGCCGCUGGCCCCGCCCUCACGGAGCCUAUGAAAGGCGCGGUCCCGGGGAAGUCCGCGCAGAGCUCGAGGAGCGGCCAGGCGGCGACCCUGGCUCCCCGGCAGGACCCGCGGACACCUCCACCUGCUCCCGGCGUUACGCAGGACGUGAGCCACGGGCAGAGAACCGACAUGGUCCCGGAGAUCGCUGCUGCCGUGGGCUUCCUCUCCAGCCUCCUGAGGACGCGGGGCUGCGUGAGCGAGCAGAGACUCAAGGUUUUCAGCGCGGCGCUCCAGGAGGCGUUAACAGAGCACUACAAGCACCACUGGUUUCCCGAAAAGCCUUCCAAGGGCUCUGGCUACCGCUGCAUCCGCAUCAACCACAAGAUGGACCCCAUCAUCAGCAAGGUGGCCAGCCAGAUCGGACUCAGCCCGCCCCAGCUGCACCAGCUGCUGCCCAGCGAGCUGACCUUGUGGGUGGACCCCUAUGAGGUGUCCUACCGCAUCGGGGAGGACGGCUCCAUCUGUGUCCUCUACGAGGAGGCCCCGGUGACUGCCUCCUGCGGGUUUCUCACCUGCAAGAACCAGAUGCUGCUGGGCAGAAGCAGCCCCUCCAAGAGCUACGUGAUGGCCGUUUCCAGCUAGACACCGCGCUGUGGCCGCAGCCACCUGCCGCCGGCCGGCUCCAUGCUGAACUCAUCCUGCCGUGACCACAGGCCGCCGCAUACCUCAACCUGGGGAACUGUGUUUUUACAUGAAGAGCUAUUUAUAUAUAUAUAUAUAUAUUUUUUUUUUU